Molecule: messenger RNA, 546 nt
Organism: Sinocyclocheilus anshuiensis
Lineage: Eukaryota; Metazoa; Chordata; Actinopteri; Cypriniformes; Cyprinidae
Product: meiotic recombination protein SPO11-like
Exons: 6
Coding region: 1-537 (178 amino acids)
Biological process (GO): meiotic DNA double-strand break formation; reciprocal meiotic recombination; meiotic DNA double-strand break processing
Cellular component (GO): nuclear chromosome
Molecular function (GO): ATP binding; DNA topoisomerase type II (double strand cut, ATP-hydrolyzing) activity; DNA binding
Source: RefSeq, a predicted model, not a curated record
AUGGAGGCUCCACCCAGAGGUGGUGGACCUUCUUUGGAGGGAGUUCAGCCAGGCGGAAGUGGAUCUAUUCGUGUCGCAGGAAAUGACACACUGUCCACUCUGGUUCUCCCUCACACAUCCAGCCCCACUUGGGCUGGAUGCCAUGAUUUCACAAGUCUGUUCGUUUGCCCUUCAUCAGCCACCAGAUUUGCCCUGAUUUUGAAGCUCUCGUCUGAUAUUUACAAACUUGUACAAAGUGACUCCUAUGCUACUAAAAAAAGCUGCUAUAAUGAUCCACAGCUGUUUGGGUCACAGAGGACCUUGGAUUCCAUCGUGGAUGGCGUUUCAUGCAUGCUCAAGGUUCCUCGCAGGAGUUUGCAUGUGAUACGUGCAUGUCUUGCAACAUCCAAAGGCUUCAUCUCAGGUGAUCUGUGUUAUUUGGAGGAAGAUGGCACAAAGGUGGACUGCAGUUCCAGCUCCACUGUGUUUCUGGUGUCUUCCAAUGUUAAUGGGAUCAGAAGUAUCCUUCCUGUUUACUUUAACCAUGUCAUUAAAUGAAUGCCACCA